This is a messenger RNA of Colletotrichum higginsianum IMI 349063, 1734 nucleotides long. Its product is annotated as Cation diffusion facilitator. The coding region runs from base 1 to 1734 and encodes 577 amino acids. The transcript is spliced from 3 exons. The record is from RefSeq and is a predicted model, not a curated record. Gene Ontology annotation, biological process: intracellular zinc ion homeostasis; zinc ion transmembrane transport. Gene Ontology annotation, cellular component: membrane. Gene Ontology annotation, molecular function: zinc ion transmembrane transporter activity. NCBI's taxonomy places the organism in Eukaryota, Fungi, Ascomycota, Sordariomycetes, Glomerellales, Glomerellaceae.
AUGGCGUGGUCAAAGUCGACGCGGAUCAGCAUCAUGCUGGCCAUCGAUGUCGUCUUCUUCCUCGUUGAGCUGAUUGUUGGUUUGAUUGUCAAGUCGCUGGCCCUGACGGCGGAUGCUUUCCACAUGCUCAACGACAUCAUUUCCCUUUGUGUCGGACUGUGGGCUGUCGCCGUGGCAAGAAAGGCCACCACCGACAAGUACUCGUACGGCUGGUUACGCGCUGAAAUUCUCGGCGCCUUCUUCAACGCCGUCUUCCUCAUCGCCCUUUGCGUCUCCAUCAUCCUCGAAGCCAUUACUCGAUUCUUCGACCCUCCCGAGAUCGACAACCCCCAGCUCAUCCUUAUCGUUGGUGCGUUCGGCCUCGCUUCCAAUCUCGUCGGCUUCUUCGUCCUCGGCGGCCACGGCCACUCCCACGGCGGCGGCGACCACUCCCACGAUGAUGGUGAACACGACCACGCCCACUCGGACGAGCACGCCGCCGAGGAAGGUCGCGCCAACUUCUCCAGCGUCGCCAACGACGACGAGGGCAACGUGGGUGAUAUUUUCCCCGAGGCCAUCGUCGCUAGAGCUACCGCCGCUGCCACUUCUGAGACGCCUCGUCACAUAAGGUUCGAGCGGGAGUCCGACCCCGUGGGUCGAGCUCCGAGCCGCGCGUCCGCCACCUCCAAGAGCCAUGACCGCCGCAGAACCAGCUCCCGACACCACUCACGCCUUACUAGUAUCGAGGACAUUAGCAUCCACCCUUCGAGCUUCCGACAGGAGAUCAUCGACGCCAGCCGAACCCAGCUCGACGGCCAGGAUUCCACGAGUGAGAGCGAAAUCGACGAGACCGUCAUCGACGAUGGUGAGCCCAACGAGCAAUCCCCUCUACUCGCAUCCAAGGGCAACAACCAGACCUACCUGAUUGAAGAUCACCGCGGCCGUACUGCCUCCAAGCGCCCGAGACGCGAGUCCAGCCUUCACCACGAGCACAACCACAACAAGGAGCGCAAGAAGACGUCGGGCGGCCACGGCCACGACCAUGGUGACAUGGGAAUGAAUGCCAUGGUUCUCCACGUCAUUGGCGACGCUCUCGGCAACGUUGGUGUAAUUGUCACGGCUCUCAUCAUCUGGUUGACCGACUGGCCCGGUCGCUUCUACGCCGACCCUGCCGUCUCUCUGUUCAUUACCCUGAUCAUUCUCAAGUCGGCCAUCCCCCUCACCAAGGCCACCUCCAAGGUCCUCCUUCAAGCCACUCCCGACAACAUCGACCUCCAGGAAGUACGCGAGGAUAUCCAGAAUUUGCCCGGUGUCCUCAGCUGCCACCACGUACACAUUUGGCAGCUCUCUGACACCAAGAUCGUCGCCUCCCUGCACGUUCACGUCAACUUCCCCAUCUCGGCCGAGGGUGGCGAGAAGUACAUGGAGCUCGCCAAGCGCGCCCGCAAGUGCCUGCACGCCUACGGCAUUCACGCAGCCACCAUCCAACCCGAGUUCUGCGGCGACGACGAGCACCACCACGCCAACGAGGAGGAGCAGAUCGCACAGUACGAUGGCGCCGCUUCUGUCGGCUCGCCCAAGCAGACUUGCUUGCUCGAGUGUGUGGACAACUGCGCGGCCGGCGGCUGCUGCUCCGAGUCGACAGCUGCCGGUAGCCUGCGUAGCCAGUCUGCCCACAGCCACGACGGCCAUGGACACGACCACGAUCACAGUCAUGACCACGGCAACGGCCACUCGCACUCGCACGCGCACUGA